AUGGUACGAGGUAUUGUAUCUGGAAGAUUAGCCCUUGUUACAGGUGCUGGUUCUGGUAUAGGUAGAGCUGCCUGCCAAGUUUUAUCAAGAGAGGGAGCUACAGUUAUUGCUGCAGACAAGAACUAUGAUGCCGCAUUGGAAACUAUACAAAAACAUACUGCCUUGGCAUCAGGUUCUAAUGAUGCGGGUGACCAUAUUGCUAUGGAACUGGAUGUAGCUGACGCAAAGUCUGUACAAAACCUUCUUAAAAAUGUAAUAGCACAGUAUAAAAAUCCACCAAAAAUAGUUGUAAACUCUGCUGGAAUCACAAGAGAUAAUUGGUUACUUAAAUUAUCGGAAGAAGACUAUGAUAGUGUACUUAAUAUUAAUUUGAAGGGAACUUUCCUCGUAAUGCAAACAUUUGCAAAGGCAAUGACAGAAACAUCAACCCCAGGCUCUAUAAUAAAUAUAUCAAGCAUAGUGGGAAAAUAUGGGAAUAUUGGUCAAAGUAAUUAUUCAGCAAGUAAAGCAGGAGUGGUGGCAAUGACACAAACUGCGGCUAAAGAAUUAGGGAAGUUUAAUAUAAGAGUAAACGCGAUUCUACCAGGAUUUAUUGACACACCUAUUAUAAAAACAGUUCCUGAUAAAGUGAAGGAACAUAUGCUUAAAUUAGUACCAUUGGGAAGGCUCGGUGAACCCGCUGAGGUUGCUGAGGUUAUCACAUUUUUAAGUUCAGAUAAAAGUUCCUUCAUUACCGGUGCAGCUAUUGAUGUCUCCGGUGGAUUU
Messenger RNA from Brenthis ino (lesser marbled fritillary), 765 nucleotides. The record is from the annotation of a GenBank genome assembly. NCBI's taxonomy places the organism in Eukaryota, Metazoa, Arthropoda, Insecta, Lepidoptera, Nymphalidae.